AUGUCGUCAUUGCCUCAGCCCUUUGGGGUGCGAGCGAUGAUCUGGGCAAUACUGUCAAGUCCAUGGCUUGUCGCCGCCUUUGCCGCUUCGGAAAGCAGAAUCUACAACGAUUUGGUGCUGCAUGAGGAGCGGGUUGGUGGGGGUAUGGAUUGGAGUAAGGGUGGGAGGGUGCAGGGGGGUUUGGUUCUGCCGUUGCGGAUUGGGCUGAAGCAGAGGAAUUUGGAGAAUGCGGAGAAGUAUGUUUGGGAUGUUGCGGAUCCGGAUUCGCCGAAUUAUGGUAGACAUUGGACUGCUCAACAAGUUGCGGAGACGUUUGCACCCGCCAAGGAGUCUGUUGAUGCUGCUAUGCACUGGCUGGAAGAGCAUGGUAUUGUCCCGAACCGCACGCGGCAGAUCAAUGGCUGGAUCAAGGUCAAUGCUACGGUUGCUGAGGUGGAGAAUCUGCUGAAGGCGGAGUAUCAUGUCUUCAAGCAUGUUGAGGGAGAUGUCAAGCGUGUUGCUUGCGAUGGAUACAGCUUGCCGAGGGACUUAAGGGAGCAUAUUGAUUUUGUCAUGCCGACUACACAGCUUGAUGGACCACGACGACCUUCGGUGAGCGGCAGAGACGCAGAUCUUCUGGACACGGGCAUUCAUGACUCGCACAGCUCAGAUCGAUCAGAGUUGGUACCGGUUCAUGACCAAAAGAACACCGCGCUAACAAACUCGCUCGAAAUACCGGAUCUUCCGCCGUGGGCACAGGGCCUUACUGGUUUGGAAAACUGCCACAAGUUGAUCACCAUCGACUGCCUUCGAGCACUGUACAACUUCGGUUCAGCCAAUCACAGUGACGAGAUGAACCAGCUUGGCCUGUUCGAAUCCAACGGUCAGCAAGAUAAGUGUGGCCAUUAUACGUUCUGUGCUAACGCCGCCCAGAUGAUGUCUACCUGCCGGAUCUGA
This is a messenger RNA of Fulvia fulva, 936 nucleotides long. RefSeq names its product Tripeptidyl-peptidase sed1. The transcript is spliced from 2 exons. Lineage: Eukaryota; Fungi; Ascomycota; Dothideomycetes; Mycosphaerellales; Mycosphaerellaceae. Gene Ontology annotation, molecular function: tripeptidyl-peptidase activity; endopeptidase activity. The record is from RefSeq and is a predicted model, not a curated record. Gene Ontology annotation, biological process: proteolysis. Bases 1 to 936 code for a protein of 311 amino acids.